AAGAGACAAUGCAAGCAUCUUUUUUUCAAUUGCAUCUCUAGUUUUUCACCAUUCUCAGUUAGUACCUCCAUCUUCAUCCUAAUUUCUCGUUUUUCUCUUUCAUUUCACUCACUCAAAAUUGGUGAGUUUUGUUCUUUUAUUUCACUCACUCAAACAUGGUGAUUUGGAAUCUGAAACCAAGCUUGCUCUUUGCUUAGUGAUAAAAGGGAAGUUGUAGAUGGUGCUACUUGUGUCAAAUUCCCUUUGUUUGUGUUCUUUCCUUCCUGUUUUUUCUUCUUCUACAAACUCAUGCUAUUGAGUAUCUUCAAGCCAGAAUUGUGUUUAGUCCAAACCCGUGUAAACCAACCCGUACACCCGUUGACCCGAACAAACCCAACCCGUAAAAACCGAGGCUUGAAAUUGGGUUGAAUUGGGUGACGCCACUUCACCCGCGGGUAAGGACGGGUCGAGCUUUUGGGCCCGAACCCGUCCGAACCCGCCCGUUGUCCAGCCCUAACCGUCACAGUUGAUAUCACUACAGUCCUAAGGAAUGUCUUCUCCAAUAGGAUAAAGAUUAAAGAAACAGUACAAGAAGCAAGGGGCAAUCGCCAGGAAGCAGCUAUCUUUAUAUUUUGCUGGCCGUCAAGAUCCGGCAUCUGGUAUUGAUAUCAUUGUGUUGGAGAGCAUUAUUCAUCAUUGGUUGUGGAGUGGUUGCUGUUAUUAUUGAUAAUAGCAUGGAUGCUUUAAGCAUGUGAAAAGGAGGUAUACUCAGAUCUUGUUUAAAGAGAUCAAUAACUAAGGAAGUGUGGAGGAACUUUGCAUAGCACCUGUAUCCUUCCUUCCUCUCUAGGCAAUUACUUGGACUCUUGUUUUAGAGAUAAUGGGUAUGCUUCAAGCCAACAUUCAUGACUUGAUCAACGAGAACUUGGACUGGAUCCGAAUAUGCUUCCUUCAAUGUCGCAAAUGAGUCAUCUGGCCAGCAACAAAGAAUUUUAGGUGAAAGUAGUGAUCAAAUUAACCUAUCUGAUGGAGUUGGUUUACCUGAACUUGAGGAAGUGUUAAAGCAGAAGACUUUCACCAGAUCAGAGAUUGAUCAUUUGGUAGAGCUUAUGCAUUCAAGAUCUGUAGAUACAGCUGUUAGGGAAGAAGGGAAUAAGACAGAAGCAGUUCCAUUAGAAUCAAUGUUGCCUCUUAACCAAAAGGAAGAGUAUCCCCGUACUCCAGCAGUAGAAAAUGGGAUAAAAAUCCAUCCAUUUUCAACAUCACAUGCCACUUCCAGUGUUUCUGUUGAAGAUGUUGCUUCACCUGUGCAACUAGCAAAAGCUUACAUUGGGAGCAGGCCUUCCAAGGUAUCCCCAUCAAUGUUAAGCAUGCAAAGUCCUACUGGGGAGGAUUCAACUUUAAUAAAAGGCCAUCACUUUGCUCAAAAAUCCCCUGUUAUGUCAGUUGUGCCAAGGGCUAUUAACCAUGCUAGGGUUUACGAAAAUGGUUUUUUGACCCCAAGAUCUCGUGGCAGAUCGGUUAUAUAUAAUAUGGCUCGAACACCUUAUCCUAGAGUUUAUCCAGACUCCACACCCAAGGGUGCUGGGGUUGGUGUUGAAAAUGGGCCGUCAUCUUCAUCUCAGCAUGCACUCGAUCAUGGUGUGCUUUCUGGAACUAAACAAGGGGGAUUAAAACGCAGAAGUACUGUAUUAGAAAAUGAUAUAGGGUCUUUUGGUCCUAUUCGCCGAAUCCGUCACAAGGCUAGUCUUCUAUCCUCAAAAGGAUUGACCUUGACCAAUUCAGACAUCCCUGUAUCUAUAAAUAGUGGUGGGAUUGAUGUUGUGCAGCAACCUUCGUCUUCCAUGCAGAAGCCUAUUCUGACGGGUGAAGUUAAGCAUAGCCGUACGAAAUCGUCAGCGGAAAAUGAUCACACCAUGCCUAAUAGCAGCUUUCCUCCUUUACCAUCAAAAUCUAGUGAGAUGGCAUCAAAAAUACUGCAGCAAGUUGAUAAGAUGGUUUCUCCCAAAGAAAAAUCAUCGGUACUAAGGCUGCCACAUGUGAGUGAUAAUUCUCCAUCGAAGUUGUCAUCUUCCAUGUUACGAGGACAAGCUCUUCGAAGCAUGGAGACAGUAGAUUCAUCAAAAUUAUUGGAUAAUCUACAUGAUAAUGAAUUAAAUGGCACUCUUAGAAGUUUGUCUGCUAGUAAUCAAAAGUUGACAUCAAAGAUAAGCAAGGUGGAAAAUGGCCUGAAGCCUGUUUCACCGAAUGAUGGAUUAAUUCCUGCAGUAACUGGUUCAGACUCACCUGUCCCAAGAAACCAAGUCAUAUCUAUCGGAAAGUCUAGAGAUUCUUCUGACCCUCCCUCAAAAAAGAGGGCAUUUUGUAUGAGUGCACAUGAGGAUUAUCUUGAGUUGGAUGAUGAUGAUGAUGCCUAUCCUAAUGAAAAUGCAUCUCCUUUCUCUACUCCUGCGGCUGAGAAAACAACCUUUGCCAUCGAAAAACCUGUACAGGAGACGCUACUGGGUUCAUCUGCAGUGUCGUCAUCCAAAAGUUUUAUAGCAGAUGGUAAACUUAGGAAUGCUGAUGGUUCUAUAGUUGAUGAGAAGGUUGACACACCAACACCAAUAACUUCAUCUAUUGUUGCUGGUUCUACCGCUAAGCCAAAUACGGGCUCAGUUAAAGCAUCGACGCACACUAUUUUUGAUUCCGACAAGUCUACACCAAAUGGAUUAGCUGCUAAUCCUCACCUGUUUAACUUGGGGAAAAGUUUUGUUCCUUCAACAGAGCUGUCAGGUGCUGAUGCUCAAUCGAAAUCAACAGAGCUGUCAGGUGCUGAUGCUCAAUCGAAAGAGUCCACUAAAGCAGGUUCAAUAUUUGGUUUGGACAAAGCUGCACCAUCAAAGGAAACAGGUGCUGAUGCCUCAUCAUUUAAUUUUGGUUUCAACAAAAAUAUUGACAGUGUUCCACAAGUGCCAUUUACUUUCUCUUCAUUGGUUGGUGGAGAGUCUACUUUUUCUAAAUUUGGUGGAGCUUCCGACUCAAAGCUGAGCUCGAUCAGUUCAUUUACUGCUGCUGGUGAUGUUGAUUCCGUGCCAAAAGUUCUUGAAUCAGAUAAUGCUGAUGCCAAGACUAAUAUAGUUUCUGGAUUCCCUGCCCAAUUAUCAGAACCGUCUGCAGCAUCUACAUCAUUGUCAACAUCAACGCCGAAUGUAUUUACCUCUGGCAACAUUUCAAGUCAAAAUAAUGGAUUUGCUGCUUCAAGCCCCACAUUUUCCUCCCCAUUUCUACCUGUGGUUACAAAUAAUUUUACAAGUCAGAAUAUGUUCAGCAGUUCAACCCUUGCAACAAGCAGCAGCAGCAUUAGUGCCCCUGCAACUUUCAGUACUAGCAUGACAACAAGCACCAUUGCUGUAAAUGUAUCCAGCAGUAGCAGUUCCUCUGCCUCAGUGACAACCUCUUCAUCUCCAACAACUUCCCUUUUCAAAGCUGGAUCCACCCCUUUACCAUCAUCAGUAAGUUUACCUGUAUCAUCUUCUGGCUCAGAACCAGUGGAAACCAAGGGCGGACAGAAUGCUGGAAUUGGCAUUUUUGGGUUUAGUUCGUCGGCAACAUCUGCAAAUAGUCAGUCUCAGAUUCAGGGUUCUGUCUUUGGCAGCACUAUAAGUGGGUCCACCGUUGGUACUCUAGCACCUAGUGCUACUAGUGGUUUUGCAACUUCAACACAGAGUCAGCCUGUGGUAUUUGGUUCAUCUUCAUCAUCCCCGUUGUUUGGGCAGACUGGGAAUACAUCUUUUUCUUCAGGGAGUUCAUCAGCCCCUUCUUCAAGUCCUGCAACAAAUGUUUUGAACUCUGGUACAGCUUCUGGACAAAGCACCCCUGCUUCCUCUUCGGAAGCCAUCCCUGUUAGCUCCAAUAAUGGCACAAGUUCUACAUUGUUUGGUGCUCCUAUUUGGCAGCCCAGCAAAUCUUCUCCUUUCGGUGCUCCCUUUAGUUCAUCAUUGUCAUCUUCAUCUGCAUCUACCUCUGAGUUCUCCUUUGGAGCAUCCACUCCUGUUGCUUCUACCAGUUCUCCGAUGGUAUUUGGAUCAUCCACAGGUGCAUCAGUUCCUCAAUUCUCAUUCACUUCAGCUGCAGCUAAUACCAAUGCGCAGCCUGCUUUUGGAAAUCCUAGUCCCGUCUUUCCAUUUGGUUCAGCUUCUGUUAAUAAUGAUCAGACAAGCAUGGAGGACAGUAUGGCUGAGGACACAUUUCAAGCAACACCACCCGUUACUCCAGUAUUUGGUCAACAACCUGUCCCAGUUCAAUCAAAUUUUGUAUUUGGAGGUCAACAGAAUAUUGCUCCACAGAAUCCUUUCCAGUUUGGGGGUCAACAGAAUAUUGCUCCUCAAAAUCCAUCUCCAUUUCAGGCUUCUGGCAGUCUAGAAUUUAAUGCCGGAGGGAGUUUCUCGUUGGGCACUGGUGGUGUUGACAAGUCUGGUCGAAAGCGUAUUAGUAUUAAACACAACCGGCAACGUAAGAAGUAAGACUAUUGUUUAUGGAAAUGGUUAUUAUUGUAACUGCUACAGUCUCUGCUAUUGAUUAGUGCAACAAAUAAAUAAGCUCGAAGUGAGUUAUCAUAAUUUAACUGUUGAGGUUGAGUUCUGGAUAAGUGAUGCUAUUGAGAAGAAAAAAAAUCAACUCAUGCAUGCUGGUCGGUCUCGUUUGUUUUGCUUCUUAUACAAUGUAAGGCAUAACUCUGCAAAAUUUUGUAUUAGUAUAUGGUAUGAUAUUACAUUAUUUGUUGUAUCUGUAAUAGUUCUAGAUCAAGAUUUGGUCUGUUUUGUUGUUCUCAAAUCAUUGUAUUUUAUCGUUUGCUUGUAUCAUAGCCUGAAUUAGGCAUGGAUUUGAUAUAUGGCUUAGCUGGUGAUCAAAUAACUUCAACUGGGAAGCCUGUCGAUUAUUCUUGUAGGGCCUCCAUUUAUUCUAGCACAAGUUUUCUGUUUGGUGAACGACUCGAAAUACUUUAAUCUAAAAAGAUAUGUUUAUUUAUU
Medicago truncatula (barrel medic) is the source of this 4991-nucleotide messenger RNA. Its product is annotated as nuclear pore complex protein NUP1. Gene Ontology annotation, biological process: nuclear membrane organization; poly(A)+ mRNA export from nucleus. The coding region runs from base 1089 to 4484 and encodes 1131 amino acids. Gene Ontology annotation, cellular component: nuclear envelope. Lineage: Eukaryota; Viridiplantae; Streptophyta; Magnoliopsida; Fabales; Fabaceae. The transcript has 10 exons. The record is from RefSeq and is a predicted model, not a curated record.